AAGACUUUGAUCAUGAUGUUUGGAAGAUUAUCGCCGUGUAAGAGGGUGGUCCAUGGCGGAGCCACCACCGUUUGCCGUCGGGUAAUAAUAAGGAAUUGGCACAGAGAUGGCGGGAGCAUGGUGGACGUGGCGUGGGAAAAGCCGAAGGUCGGGUGGACGAAGUUGAACUUCGACGGGUCGUGCAGAUGGGAGACCGGUGCAUCCAGCAUCGGCGGCGUGCUCAGAAACCACGACGCCGAGUUCCUGUUCGGAUACGCCGAGCCCGUCGUGGGGUCCGCGUCAUCGUCAUCCGACGGUAAUGUUGCUGAGUUGGCGGCGCUGCGUCGUGGCCUCCAGAUUCUCACGGAAGACGAAAACCGUUGGAUCACUCAAAAAGGCCCAUUGCAUAAUAAUCUAUGGAUAGAAGGAGACUCCAAGAAUUUGGUUGACGCCGUGUUGCACCGAGAGCCACGCCGCCGGCGGUUUAAGUGCGAGGAUUUUCAGGAACAGGUGGAGGAGAUAAGACUGAUAAUCAGACAACUUAAGACGUUCUGCCGCUGCGAUCUGACGCAUGUUUACAAGGAUGGGAACAGAGCCGCACAUAAAUUGGCGGAGAUCGGCCACCGUCUCCAAUCUCCCCAAGUAUGGUGCCGCCUUGCUCCGCCGCCGCAACUUCUCCCCAUUCUCAGCCAAGAUGCGCAAGCCAAGGUUAUUCAACGUAGAAUUCGACACACAAAGUUGUGUUAGUAGGUUUUUGCCCAUAGUAUUAAUAUACUCUCUCCGUCCCAUAAAAUCUUUCUCUUUUCUUUUUUUAUCCGUCCCACAAAACAUUUUUCAUUUCUAUUAAAAAGUCACUUUUACUCCUUACUUUUUCAUACCCCAACUAUCACAUCAUACCUUUUUACUAAUAAUCUAUCCAUCAAAUCAUACUUUUACACAUCACAUCAAAGGACAUUGUUGGAAAUUCAAUACCAAAAUACACUCUCCUUAAAUCUUUCCUAAAAAGCAAAACUCCCAUGUUUUACGGGACGGAGGGAAUAUAUUACUACUCCCUUC
This is a messenger RNA of Cuscuta campestris, 1035 nucleotides long. NCBI's taxonomy places the organism in Eukaryota, Viridiplantae, Streptophyta, Magnoliopsida, Solanales, Convolvulaceae. The record is from the annotation of a GenBank genome assembly.